AUGACAGGAUGGACCUUUGCCAUUCUUGGCCUUUUUUGUCCAUGUGUGUGGUUGGCGACUGAAUGGUACCCUAAAAGUCUGCAAUGUGACGUCAUCAAAAUCAGCAACGACACUGAGGUCAAAGUGGACUGCUCCAGCAGAGGCUUAACCCAGAUUCCUCUCGGAAUUCCUUCCAACACCACAAACCUGACUCUAACCAUCAACCACAUUCCUCACAUUAACAGUACCUCUUUUCAGGGUCUUGACAGCAUUAUUGAGAUUGACAUGCGAUGCAACUGUGUGCCCAUCAAGAUUGGCCCAAAGGACCAUGUCUGUAGGCACAGUGUUAAAGUCGAUAAUGGCACCUUUUGGCAUCUUAAAACUCUCAAGUCUCUUUACCUGGAUGGGAACCAACUCUCGAGCAUCCCUCAUGGACUACCUCCGAACGUUGUGCUGCUUAGCCUGGAGGUCAACAGCAUUUUUUCAAUUUUGAAGGAAAACCUCACAGAGCUCACCAGUAUUGAGUUUCUGUACCUUGGCCAGAAUUGUUACUUCAGGAACCCUUGUAACAGGUCGUAUUUUAUUGAAGAGGAUGCUUUCCUCCAGCUUGAGAAAAUAACCCUGCUGUCGCUCAAGUCAAACAAUUUGUCUUACGUGCCACGCAAACUACCAUCAAGUCUCAAGGAGCUCUACCUGUACAACAACAACAUACAGAAAGUAACUGCAAAUGAUUUUCAAAACUUAACCGAGCUGGAGAUCUUGGAUUUGAGUGGGAACUGCCCACGCUGUUAUAAUGCACCCUUUCCAUGCACUCCAUGCCCUGAUAAUGCACCCCUUCAGAUUCAGGCAACCUCCUUCCUCGAUUUGACAAAACUGAAAAUCCUGCGACUUCAUAGCAACUCUCUCACAACUGUCCAAGAAAAAUGGUUUCAGGGCUGCAAAGAUCUUCAAGUACUAGACCUCUCUAGCAAUUUUCUGGCAAAAGAGAUAACACACACUUUAUUUCCUCGCUCGCUAAGUAACCUGGAAGAACUAGAUCUCUCUUUUAAUUAUGAGCUUCAAAAGUAUCCUUCAUCCCUCAACCUGUCUGGGUCUUUCUCUUCACUGACGUCUCUGAAGAUCUUACGAAUCAGAGGAUUUGUGUUCCAGGAACUCAAACGACAAGAUAUUCAGCCCUUAACUGCACUAAAGAAGCUUGAAAUGAUUGACCUUGGUACAAACUUUAUUAAGAUCACUGACUUGAGCAUCCUUACAGAGCUAAAAAGUUUCCGUAUCAUUAACUUAUCAGACAACAAGAUUUCUUCUCCGUCAGAGACUGAGCAUGCAGCUGCACUGGCAAUGGCACGUGGCUCUGUCAAACAGGACUAUACUUCCCCAAUGUCACGAGGAGCUCAGUACCAAAGUGGAGAAGUGAGAGAGAUUCACUAUUUUAGAUAUGAUGAAUAUGCCCGCAGCUGCAAGAGUAAAGAUAAGGAACUUGGGACUUUAAGCCCUUUUAACACACAGUGUAGCUCCUUUGGGAAAACACUGGAUAUUAGCAGGAACAACAUAUUUUUUUUGCAUUCAAGAUUCCUUAACCUCGCUGAGCUCCGGUGUCUAAAUCUAUCAGGAAAUGCCAUGAGCCAGGCUCUAAACGGUACAGAAUUUUAUCAUCUCAAGAGUCUGCAGUACCUCGACUUCUCCCGCAAUCGACUCGAUCUGAUGUUCUCUACUGCGUUUCAAGAACUGACUAACCUAGUUGUUCUGGAUAUCAGUCAUAACAACCAUUACUUUGAAGCCGAGGGCUUAACUCACAUGCUAAAUUUCACCAAGAACCUAAACAAACUCACCACGUUAAUAAUGAACCACAAUCAAAUAUCCACAUCCACCAACACAGAGAUGGAGAGCUACUCGCUGGAACAUUUGGAGUUUAGGGGCAAUCGUCUUGACAUGCUGUGGAGAGAUGGGGACACAAGAUAUGUCAACUACUUCAAGAAACUAAUGGCCUUAAAGUCCCUUGACAUUUCGCACAACAACCUGAACUUUAUUCCCAUCCAGGUUUUCCAAGGUCUGCCGGAAUCCCUCACAGAGCUGAACAUUACCAACAACAAAUUAAAGUCAUUUCCUUGGAAGGGGCUUGGUUUUCUUCAUCAGCUGAAGGUCUUAGACCUUAGUGGUAACCAACUUACAACUGUGCCCGCAAUGCUGUCCAACUUUUCAAAAUCGAUUGAGACACUGGUUCUGCACAAGAAUCAAAUAUCUAGUCUAAGCCCUGGUUUUCUUCAAAGCGCAUUCAGCCUGAAAAAGCUGGAUUUGAGUUACAAUCAAAUAAAGUAUAUUGAAGAGUCAAGCUUCCCAGAAAAUGUCAUAGACAAGCUGGAGGUCCUGUAUUUAAACAACAACAGGUUUGUUUGCUCUUGCAAUGCUACGUGGUUUGUCCGUUGGCUCAACCACACAUCAGUGAACAUUCCACGGCUAGCUACUGACGUCAGUUGUACCUCACCAGCCUCUCAGCGAGGCCAAAGUGUGGUUAAUCUAAACCUUCUUGCUUGCCAGCACAACUAUUUGUCUAUAAUUCUCAGCAUUCUGAGCACCUCCAUUAUCCUGUGUGUUCUUACCUUGUCCAUCUCCAGUCAUCUCUUCCUUUGGGACGUGUGGUAUAUCUACCACUUCUGCAUGGCUAAAAUAAAAGGUUAUCGUCGCCUUCUCUCAGAGAGCACAGCCUACGACGCCUUUGUAGUGUACGACAAGACAGACAGAGCAGUGAGUGAAUGGGUUAUGCAAGAGCUGCGUGUUCAUCUGGAAGAUCAAGGAGAACGAAGGCUUCAUCUCUGCCUGGAAGAUCGUGACUGGGUUCCUGGUUGUCCCCUGAUUGAGAACCUUUCUCAAAGUAUUCAGCUCAGCAAGCGUACCAUCUUCAUCCUGACCAGUCGCUAUAUCCGGAGCGGCCACUUCAAGACCGCAUUCUACCUAGCCCACCAACGGCUCAUGGAUGAGAAGGAUGACGUAAUUAUCCUGAUUGUCCUUGAGAGGUUUUCCUCCAGUCAGUCCAAGUACUUGAGACUCCGAAAGAGGCUCUACAAAAGGUCAGUACUGGAAUGGCCAAGGAAUCCUCAAGCGCAGCAGUAUUUCUGGUUUCGGCUUAGGAGCGUUAUGGCCACUGAGAGCCAGCAGAACUAUAAUAAGCUCUUCCAGGAAACCCUUUGAGGAAACCCAGUUAGCAGCUGCAUCCACUAACAAAACCUCACCAGAUUAUUUUAAUGCUGAAACCAGUUUACAGUG
Messenger RNA from Trichomycterus rosablanca, 3240 nucleotides. It is a transcript of the gene tlr7, whose product is annotated as toll-like receptor 7. The transcript has a single exon. Lineage: Eukaryota; Metazoa; Chordata; Actinopteri; Siluriformes; Trichomycteridae. The coding region runs from base 1 to 3165 and encodes 1054 amino acids. The record is from RefSeq and is a predicted model, not a curated record. Gene Ontology annotation, biological process: canonical NF-kappaB signal transduction; toll-like receptor signaling pathway; positive regulation of interleukin-6 production. Gene Ontology annotation, cellular component: plasma membrane. Gene Ontology annotation, molecular function: protein binding; pattern recognition receptor activity.